Pangasianodon hypophthalmus (striped catfish) is the source of this 4713-nucleotide messenger RNA. RefSeq names its product HEAT repeat containing 6 (gene heatr6). The transcript has 20 exons. The record is from RefSeq and is a predicted model, not a curated record. Bases 37 to 3618 code for a protein of 1193 amino acids. Lineage: Eukaryota; Metazoa; Chordata; Actinopteri; Siluriformes; Pangasiidae.
UUACCAUGGCAAAGCCGCUAUUUUGCCCUUUUCAAGAUGGCGGCUGGGAUAACUUCAUUUGAUUCGAGCUCGUUUACAUCUUGUGAUGGAGAUUUUCCUGGAUUUCAGGUCGCUUCUUCUUCCAGUCCUGCGGCACGGAGCGCUUUAGUGUCGGCGGAAGUUCAGUUCAGUCGCUGCUUCAGCAAAAUAAAAGCGCUGCGAUCCUCUGACAGCCCGGGCUUCAGGACCGAGCUGAACCUGCUGUUCGACCAGCUGAUCUCCGAGCACUACAGCAGCUUCUCCCAUGAAAACAUACGACCACAAGAUGUGUGUGCGCUGCUUGUGCACGCGAGCCGAUUGGUGCCUCACAGCCAAGAACACCUUGUUGUCAAACUGUGCCAGCUGAUUCACCAGCUUCUGAACCAGCUACAGGUUAUUGUGGACGAGCAGGCAUUGGAUGCGCUCGUGUCAUACUGUAUACGCGCUCUGCACACGUGCAGCACAUGGACACACACAGAGGUCCUGCUCGCGCUCUCCUCAGUGCUGUACGCUAAUGGAGCCCGGUGCCCACGGCAUCUUCCAGAUCUUCUUGGGCAGAAUGGUAUUCUCCUGAAGUAUGGUGACCCCAGUCAGAGUGAUGUAGAGCUCCGACGUGCUGCUGUACACUGCAUGGCCAACAUUUGCAUCAGUGUUCCUGGUAAUCCCUUUUUGGAAGAACCGUACAAAGGAGUGUGUUACAGAAUUUUUCUGCAGACUCUUCAUUCACGAAAGCCGCACAGCGUGGAAGAUCUGGUCUUCUGUACGUUGUUGCAAAGUGCUCUAAAGGGGAUGCAGUAUUUCCUGAACGGGGGAAAAUGGAAGGCUAGUCUUGAUCAGGACCUGGGCUCCCUGUUGGCUGUACUCAAGAAAUUCAUGUUUCAUGGACUGCCAGGGAUAAACGUGGAGAUGCCUCCGGUUCUGUACCCAGCGCCUCUCCCUCAGUAUGACGCUGUUCCUGUAACCAAAGCCGAAGCUGCACAGGACGUGCCAGCUCAGAGAAAAACACCAGCGACCCAACAGAAUAAAAAGCGAAAGUCUCGUGGGAAAGGAAAGAAAGCCAGAGCAGAGGGAAAGACGGACGACGGAGCAGAGGAGGGUGAGGACGAGGAGCCGAGUUCGAGGCCUGUCAGGAACGGAGCGAGUGGGGGACCAGGACGAGGGGAGCUCCAGAUUGUCUGGCCUCAAACUUCUACCGAACUCAAUCUACCUCUCCAGCCAGGAGCAAGCCCUCAACUCUACCCCUCCUGGAAGAAAGGGAGCUCUGACUCGGAGUUCUCCGAUCCUGAAGGAGGAAUGGCAUCCAAACUCAGGCUGUACCUGGCUCGAGUGCGACAGAGCGCUCUGCACUGUUUCCUGGCCGUGGUGAAAUGUGUGGAAAAGAGGGUUUUGUACGGCUACUGGUCCUCCUUCAUCCCUGAUGCUCCAGGCAUCGGAAGUCCUCCUUCGCUUACCCUUGUCACCAUUGCUCUUAAAGACCCGUCCCCUAAGGUGAGAGCGGCGUCGCUGCAGGUGCUCUCCGCUCUUCUAGAAGGUUCUCGUCAGUUUCUCUCGGCAGCUGAGGACACCGGCGCACCCCGGCAAGCCUUCACUCCAUUCUCAGCCACGCUGGCUGCCAGCUUGAGGGAGCUGCACCGCUGCCUUCUGCUCGCGCUACUAGCCGAGUCUUCCUCUCAGACCCUCACGCAGGUCAUAAAGUGCCUUGCCCACUUGGUGUCCAACGUGCCCUACAGACGCUUGAGGCCGGGUUUGCUCAGCCCUCUGUGGAAACAGAUUCGCCCAUACAUCCGGCACAGAGAUGUGAACGUGCGGGUGUCCAGCCUCACUCUGCUGGGCGCGAUGCUCUCCUCUCAGGCCCCACUGCCUGAAGUGCAGCUCCUCCUGAAACAGCCGUGCUCUGGAAGCAGAGAGAGAGAUGCUAACACUUCUGCGGACGUGAAGGGGGCAGAGGAGGCUCCGUGCUGGCUGCUGCAGGUGUGUGUGGCUCUGGUUACUCAGCCGAGAGAGGAUUCCUGCUCUGACAGUGACACAGCAGCAGGAACCUCUGGCUCACUGGAGCCUUCACCUGUCCGGCUCGAGGCACUUCAGGUCCUGGCACAUCUGGUGAAGGGCUACUUCUGUCUGGCUCAGGCGUCUCUGCUGGAGUUGGGUCAGCUCAGUGCUCGCUGUCUCCGAGAACAGGACCCAUCCGUGCAGUUGCAUGGAGCGAAGCUGUUGGAGGAACUGGGCACUGGCAUCAUCCAGCAGUACAGAGCUGAUCCCACCACCUCUGAGAGUGUCAGUCCUGUGCCGGUGAGCCAGGUGGUACAGUUCUGGUCUGAGGUUCUGACCGGUCCGUUGAUUGGAGCCUUACAGAAUGAGCAACACCCGACGUUACAGACCAGCGCAUGUGACACGCUGUCCUCCAUCUUACCACAGGCCUUCAGCCAGCUUCCGGACAAGACUCAAGUUCUGUGUAUCACAGUAUUGCUUGGGCUGACGUAUAGCGAGAACUCCUUGGUGAAGGCGGCAGCAGUGAGGGCUCUUGGUGUCUACAUUCUCUUCCCCUGUCUCAGAGAGGAUGUGAUGUUUGUAGCAGACACAGCUAAUGCCAUCCUCACCGUUCUGGACGAUCGCUCACCCAAUGUCCGUGCCAAGGCUGCCUGGUCGCUAGGCAACCUCACUGACACACUCAUCGUCAACAUGGAGUCUGUUGGACUGGAUUUUCAAGAGGAGCUCUCUGACAUGCUGCUUCUAAAGAUGCUCAGAUCUGCCACCCAAGCAUCUGGUGACAAGGACAGGGUAAAGAGCAAUGCAGUGCGAUCUCUGGGGAACUUGCUGCACUUCCUGCAGCCGGUGCACCUGACUAAGCCAGCAUUUGUGCAGCCUCUUGAUCAGGCCAUGAGGGCUCUUAUAGACACAGCCAAAGGAGAUGCUACCAUGAAAGUGCGCUGGAAUGCCUGCUACGCUCUGGGCAACGCUUUCCAAAACCCUGCCUUGCCUCUGGGCACUGCCAGCUGGUCUACAGAGGCCUACUCUGCUCUCUCAUCCAUCGUCACCACCUGCAAGAACUUCAAAGUCCGCAUCAAAUCCGCCGCUGCUCUGUCUGUCCCUGCUAAACGGGAUUGCUAUGGAGACGAGCAUCAGUUCGCUGAAGUGUGGCGAGCCUUGGCCCAAGCUCUCGAACAUAGUGAAGAAACCCAGGAUUUUCUCGAAUACCGCUACUGCGCCAGCUUGCGUUCUGAGCUCUGCCAUGCCCUCCUUCACCUCCUGUCCCUGUGCCAAACCAGAGAUCUGCCUGUAAUCGGAGCAUCUCUGAGCGGCCAGUCGAGACCAGCGCUGCACGGCUUCUUGGUUCAUUACCUUACUGAUGUUUCUUUAGUUUCUGGCCGCGAUACCAUUGGUGGAGAAGAUCCAGGUUGCCAGACUGAGCCUACAGACAGACUGAAGCUGCUGGAUCAGACCCUGAUCAGACUGAAGGAGCUGGAAGGGAAUAUUAAAACUGGAAGCAGGUCUGAUCUUGACAUGGUGAUUGGAUUCGUAGAGGAUGUUAUGAAGACCUGCGAAGGGUUGAAAGUGUCAGAUGGAAUGGACACGCCACAGACACGCAAUAACUCUCAGUAGAAGCUUUUACGAGAUGCUGUGAUGCAGACAUUACAAUAAUAGGAAUUAAAACAAAUUGCUGCUUUGGUGAAUCUGCCAUUCAUAAAUACAUAAUCAAAAUGAAACUCAGUUUAAAUAAGAUGUUUAGAAAAUAUAUCAUGUUCUAUCAUAUUUACAGCUUUACACUCAUCUGAAUGAGUGGCUUUGAUCACGCUUGAUUUAAUAAAAAACGUUACAUUUGAUAUGUAACAUACAUUGACCGUUCACUUUAUUAGGAACACCUGUACGUCCAUUCAUUCAUGCAAUAAUCCUAUCAGCCAAUCACGUGGCAGUUGACUGGAAAAAGACUAGAUGAUGUUUUUCCCCAUCUUCAACUGUCCAUUUUCAGUUUCUGUAGCUUCAGAUUCCUGUUCUUGGCUGACAGGAGAGGAACCUGAUAUGGUCUUCUGCUGUUGUAGCCCAUCUACCUCAGGGUUCGAAGUUGUCGUGCAUUCUGAGAUGCUUUUCUGCUCACCACGGUUGUAAAGAGUAGUUAUUUGAGUUACUGUAGCCUUCCUUUCAGCUCAAAUCAGUCUGGCCAAUCUCAUGAACCUCAGAACCUGUACUUUUCUUUGUAAACUUGAGAGAAUUUUUUUGUGUGAAAAUCCCAGGAGAUCAGCAGUUUCUGAAAUACUUAAACCAGCCUGUCUGGCACCAACAACCAUGCCACGGUCAGUGUCACUGAGAUGACAUUCCCCCCCCCCCCCCAUCCUGAUGUGUGAUGUGAACAUUAACUGAAUGUCUUGACCUGUAUCUGCAUGAUUUCAUGCAUUGCAUAACUGCAUGAGUGAGCAGAUAUACAGGUGUUUCUUAUUCAUGCACAUGCCAAGUCUAUAUAUCACAGAUGAUUUCAUGCACAGCAACCCAAACUCUGAUGUUUUUAUUUCACUUUUUAAUCAGUGUUUUCAUGUUGUUUCAUCUUUCCACAGUAGACUUCAGAUGGACAUGUGAGGUUAUACUGUAAACAGUUUACCUAAAUACACCCAAGCAUUUUGACUUGUCCUAGCAUUCAAGUGGGAAUGCUUGACUGACAUGUAUUAAAGCCAUAGCAAGGAACAAUAAAGGUUUUUAAGUUAA